CUGACAAGACAAGCAAAUAGUUUAAGCACCGACUAAUAUUUUUAUUGUUUUGUUUCAUUUGAAUUGUUUUUGAUAACAUUGUCGGUCUACGGCAACUAAAUGGACAAAUUGAUCAAAAUGAUGAACCACCGAUCUGAAAUAAUUGUGGGCGACAAAUACAGAAUUAUACGUAAAAUUGGCAGCGGCUCCUUUGGCGACAUCUAUCUGGGAGUAAGCAUACAAUGCGGCGAGAAGGUCGCUAUUAAAAUGGAGGCCACCAAUGCGCGUCAUCCACAGCUGCUUUACGAAUACAAGCUCUAUCGUGUGCUAAGUGGCGGUGUCGGUAUACCGCGUAUACGCUUCUACGGCAAUGAAAAGAACUUUAACAUACUAGUGAUGGAUUUGCUUGGGCCAUCGCUGGAGGACUUGUUCAAUUUUUGUAGUCGCCAUUUCACCAUCAAGACGGUGCUUAUGUUGGUGGAUCAGAUGAUUGGACGCUUGGAUUAUGUGCACUUGAAGUGCUUCAUUCAUCGCGAUAUUAAACCAGAUAACUUCCUUAUGGGCAUUGGGCGUUAUUGCAAUAAACUCUUCUUGAUUGACUUUGGGCUGGCCAAAAAGUAUCGCGAUCCACACAAGCGCAUGCAUAUUCCCUAUCGCGAAGAGAAGAACCUGACAGGCACCGCACGUUACGCAUCCAUAAACGCACACAUGGGCAUCGAGCAGUCGCGUCGCGAUGAUAUGGAAUCUUUAGGAUAUGUGAUGAUGUACUUUAAUCGCGGCGUAUUGCCCUGGCAGGGCAUGAAGGCGACCACCAAGAAACAAAAAUACGACAAGAUCUCGGAGAAGAAAAUGUCGACACCCAUUGAGGUGCUAUGCAAGGGUUAUCCGGCAGAAUUCGCCAUGUACUUAAACUAUUGCCGUACUCUGCGCUUUGAAGAGUCACCAGACUACAUGUACUUGCGCCAGCUUUUCCGUAUCUUAUUCCGCACGCUGAAUCAUCAGUAUGACUACAUAUACGAUUGGACCAUGCUGAAGCAGAAGACUCAUCAGAACCAGCAACAGAACUCAUCAAAUAUGCUGACAGCUGAGGAGCGUGAGCGUGAGAAAGAAAAGCAGGGCAGCAACAAGACGCCAGCGUUGACUAACUAGACGCACACAAAGCCUUCAGCCUUAGCUCCGGAACAGCAGUCAACGGAAUCAAUGAAAUGUGGGGAGAGUGAUAGGGAGGGGCGGAGCUAAGACUAGGGAAAAAUAGUAGCAUACCCACAUACACAAUAACUUUACAAUUAUCGAAUAUGAAUGAAAUUGAUUUGCGACAUUAGCCGAAGAGCAAUGUCAGUCAACUAAAUGCACUGGCUGCAUUGCCAGCUAAUGAGGACGACUACACGCUACAAGUUGAAGUUGAAACAUAUACAUAGACAUAUACAUAUAUUCUGUAUAUAUUCUGUACCAUAUAUGUAUAGUAUAUAUGUAUAUGCAUGUAUCAAAUCAUAGUUUAUUUUUUAUACAACUCAAAUGUAAGCGAAUGAGAUAGAGUUAGAUUAGAGAUAGAGAACAUGUUAAAAAGCUAUCGAGUGUAUAUAGAAUUUAGUGUUACACAAUUGAUACUACACGUGCCUCAAUUCACCACCAAAAUCUGUAAAUUCUAAGUGAGCAUGACGCAAAACGACAUCACAAAGUCCUAUUGCUGUAUACAGACAUAUGCACAUGUGCAUAUAUAUGUAUAUAUAUACCAGGGAGAUUUUGUUAUCAAUGCUAUAUAGUUUGUUGCGGUGGACUUGUUAUCAGACCCAGUAGCAGUGCAUCGCUUAUUCAUUUUCAUACACAUAAACACACACAUACAUGUACUACAUAUAUAUAAAUAUAUAUAUAUAUCUUAUAAUGACACCACUGCUUGUGCAGCUUAGUGGUUAAACCACAAACAUGUUCAUCAAUUAGUUGAAAAAAGAAAAAUAUCUAGAAGCAAAAAUAUUUUUUCCAUAUUCAUCGUUUACUUAAGUUACAAGCUAUAUACAUAGCACAUACAUAUGUUUAUGUAUUUAGUCUACACGUCUUUUAGGCGUUCUUUCUAGCUGUGCUACACAACACACACACACACACAUACACAUGCAUAUAUGUAAAUAAGAUAUCUUUUGGCUAAUGAGAGAAAAAAAACAUGACAAAAUUUGUUUAAAGUUUAAAACCGCCUCGAUCGACGAGAAAUUGAUUACAACGACAACGAUAUGAAAAUAAUAUGAAUUUAAUAAGAAACAAAUAAUCAAACCAACACAAAUGUGGGCGUGGCAACAACAACAAAUGUUGCUGCGUUCCCACGACUUUUUGCGAACUGAUCUUUGCCAAGGCAAGCAAAACAAACAAACAAGAUUUGGAUGUAUAAUUUAUAGUUUAGACAGUAUCUAAUAUAAAUAUAUAGA
This is a messenger RNA of Drosophila busckii, 2393 nucleotides long. Its product is annotated as casein kinase I. Lineage: Eukaryota; Metazoa; Arthropoda; Insecta; Diptera; Drosophilidae. The transcript has 3 exons. Gene Ontology annotation, biological process: negative regulation of canonical Wnt signaling pathway; signal transduction; peptidyl-serine phosphorylation. Gene Ontology annotation, molecular function: ATP binding; protein serine/threonine kinase activity. The record is from RefSeq and is a predicted model, not a curated record. Gene Ontology annotation, cellular component: cytoplasm; nucleus. The coding region runs from base 100 to 1128 and encodes 342 amino acids.